Molecule: messenger RNA, 3420 nt
Organism: Saxophila tyrrhenica
Lineage: Eukaryota; Fungi; Ascomycota; Dothideomycetes; Mycosphaerellales; Extremaceae
Gene: EST2
Product: Telomerase reverse transcriptase
Exons: 2
Coding region: 1-3420 (1139 amino acids)
Biological process (GO): telomere maintenance via telomerase
Cellular component (GO): telomerase catalytic core complex
Molecular function (GO): telomerase RNA binding; telomeric repeat DNA binding
Source: RefSeq, a predicted model, not a curated record
AUGAAGAGGAAGCGGAAGACUCAGCGGGAUGCUCGCGAAGGCAAGCGACAGAAGCUGGUCCACGGCUCAACACAGCCUCCGGCGUGGACUCUGCUCCGGCAAUACUACCCAACUGUGUUGACACUCAGACGAUAUCUGGCCUCACGAUUGCCCAAGAACCGCCGGAAACGCGUGCUACAUUACGGACGUGGCAAUGACAACAAUGCCGAUGCGGAUGUUCAUGUGGUAGGACUCCUGGAUAGUGUUACUGUGGGCACUUUCAACCACAGCCCCAAGAACGAUGAGGACCUGGAGAAAGACAUCACGGUCUUUACACAGCAGGUGUCCGAGUCUUCGGCAACCAUUGGCCCCACGCAAGGUGCCUUGAAGCAGUCCGAAAUCGUUGAUUUCGUUCUCUGGCAACUGUUCCGAAGACACUCUGGCUCACAUGCGCCCUCGCAUAUGCUUUGUCGUGGCUAUCAGAAGUACGCUACAAACUCGACAACCGGCGCGGGCGUAUGCGCCGUCCCUGGAGUGCCGGGUCUCUUCUGCAAUACCGAGCACCAUUACAUUUCAAGAUUGAAAAAACAUCCAUGGUCCACUCUGCCUUCUCUUCUUGGCCGACAUGGCGAACGCAUACUUGCGGACCUUCUGUUCCAUUGUGGAUUGUUCGAGCAAGUUACGGGCGGCAGCAACCUGAAUCAAAUUAGUGGUGUGCCACUCAGCGACCUGAAGCCUUUGCCUCAGCAUAAUUCAGAACCCGAUGGCCAGUCCAUUGUCAUCCUAUCACUACCGGCGGAGGAACGCGUGAAGCAGGCUGCUGUGUCUGUGCGAAAAGUGUCGGACAUUCGCUUUCUCCGCCAUCGCAUGCUAUACGCAAAGCCUGUCGUGUCUGCUCAAGGCCAUGUCCGCUUUGGUUUGGGUCAUGCCCACGCUCUUAACCAGCGUCAAGUGGAUAAUGAGGAUAUUCGAGCAAAGCACAUCUUAAAAUACGUCUUUCCAAAGCAAUUCGGACUGCAUAAUGUCCUUGCUUCGCAAACUGACAUCCAGGACACCUCGCAGCCUUUCAUGGACUACACUGACCGCGAAAAGGAGAUUGCUCGCUUGAUCUGCGACUGGAAGAGAAGGCGAGGACCCGCGGAGGAAUCUGGACCCAACGAGCCGCCGUUACCGAAAAGGCUGCGCGGCGGUGCCGUGCUGCUUGCCAGUCGCCUGCUUAAGCGCCAUUCCAGGAGUGCAUACACUGCAUUGCUUGACCAUUACUGUCCCAGUCCUAUAAAGGAUGACUUCAAUCCGGAAACUAUUACCAAGCACGCCUCCACAUCGGCACAAGUCUCUGCGUUUUGCAGAGCAGUCACAUCGAAGGUCUUUCUGGCAGAGCUCUGGGGGGAUGGUGACGCAAAGCAUCACAAUCGGCAGAUACUACUACGAAGCGUCGACAAGUUUAUCCGUCUGCGACGCUACGAGAGCCUGACGCUGCAUGAUGUACUGCAACGCAUACAGCUCAGCGGCAUUGGAUGGAUGUCUCCCGAACCUGUGAAACAAGACGAAAAGAUGAGCCAGUCAGACUUCACAAAACGCAAGGAGCUCAUGGCCGAGCUGCUGUACUACCUUUUCGACUCCUUCCUCAUCCCGCUGAUACGAGGCCACUUCCACGUGACGGAGUCUGGAGCCCACCGGAACCAGCUGUUCUACUUUCGACACGAUGUUUGGAAGGCGCUGUCAGAUCCGGCUCUUGCUGCUCUCAAGGAAACUAUGUUAGAAGAGAGCAGGACUGCGAAUCUCAAGACGGCGAUGGAGAAGCGUGCGCUCGGCGUAAGCAAAGUCCGCCUGCUGCCGAAGGAGCAUGGCAUGCGUCCGAUCAUCAAUCUGCGGAGGCGUAUGCCACGGAUGAAGAAUGGCCAGUUGGUGCUGGGGAAGAGCAUCAACAGCAUCCUCACUCCCGCGUUCAGUGUCUUGAACUAUGAGAAGGAAGCUAAUGUGGGCAUUCUUGCCUCUGCCAUGUUCUCGGUGGAAGACAUCUAUCCCUGCUUGCAGUCUUUUCGGCAGAAUCUUAGCAGACAAGGUCUUCUGGACAAGCCGCUGUUCUUCGCCAAGGUUGAUGUCAAAGCCUGCUUCGACACCAUCCCACAACAGCGACUGAUGGAAUUGGCGAGGACCAUCCUUGCGCACGAUGAGUAUCGCAUCGCAAAGUACGCCAGAGGCAAGCUGAUCGGCAGCCACAACCAGCAGACGCCCGGCUUCGGAUCCAAACCGUCGUGGCGCUUCCUCACCAGAGCGGGUGCUGGCAAAGACGACUUCGACUUCACCGCUGAGACCAGGGCCGAUACCGAAGAUGGCCGAACACGUUCAGUCUAUGUCGACGGCGUUGUCCAGAAGUCGGAGAGCCGCAAAGCAGUUCUGGACCUGUUAGAAGAACAUAUCCAGUCCAACCUAAUCCAGCUCGGCAACAAGUACUACCGGCAGAAAGAAGGCAUACCGCAAGGCUCGAUCGUCUCCAGUCUGCUGUGCAGUUACUUCUACGCCGAGAUGGAGCGGGAGCUGCUCGGCUUCAUCAAUGAUGGCCGUAGCAUCUUACUGAGAUUGAUCGACGAUUUCCUGGUCAUCAGCACUGAGCGGGGCGUGGCAGAGCGCUUCCUGCGGGUGAUGCAUGCAGGCGUACCAGAGUAUGGCGUUGAAGUGAAGGCGGAGAAGAGCCGGGUCAACUUCGAGGUCGAGAUUGGUGGUCGAGCGGUACCGAGACUGCCUGUUGAGUGUGACUUUCCUUACUGUGGCACUGCUAUCAAUACUGUCACGUUGGACUUGAGCAAAGACAAGGAGAGGCGGAAGAAAAGCAGUGAGUCGCUUCUAUCAUCAGACUGCCUGUGCGAAGCUGACGAGAGAUGUCCAGAUAUCCCUGACUCCAUGAGCGUCGAGUACUCGAAGCUGCCGGGACAGACCUUCUACCGCAAGACGUUGAGGUGGGUUCAGCACUUCCAUGCACUCGGUUGUUCCUUCGCACUGAUCAUCGACCGCAGCGCACUCAAACUCCAGAUGCAGCCCAUGCUGCUCAGCACAUCCUACAACCGCGUCCCGACGGUCCUCUCCAAUCUUCACCACAGCUUCACGGAGGUGGCGCAAAAGUGCUACCACUACAUCCACUCAUUAUCGCAAGCAAAACAGCCACCACCACGGCUGCUCAUCCGUAAGUCGCGGCCUAUUCUGCUUUUGUUUUCCCCGAAGCAAACAUUUGAGGGCGAAAAAUGCAAAACAUUCAGCAGGCGGUAUUCCCGCAAGGUCACCCAUUGCAGUACUAAUCACCCGAUUGGCGUCUUCAGUCCAGGAGAGCGGACGGGAUCCUCUUCAUCUCACCAUCUGUGGCCGAAUGUGAAAGGAAGAGGACGAGGUGGUUUUAAGAAUGCAAGAAACGCUGACCAGAAUGUUUGUAGGGACGGUCGAUGA